AUGAGGCUGUCUUUUAACCUCAUUGUAACCCUUGGAGUGAUCUCGCUCCUAAAGGGCGCAUUCGCCGAGAAACAACAUGUGGAAGAAGCCGCAAAACGUCAACAUCUCAAGUCGAAGCCCCACAAGUAUGAAAUCUUUUUUAGACCCAAGCCAGAGAAGUCUCCCCUCGAGGCGGUCCUUCCACCAAAGGUGAAACCACUUGCCGGAGGGAAGCCUUUGCCAGCAAAGGAAGAGAAUACCAAGCCAAAGAAGAUCGAAAAGGAGGCCGGAACGAAAACCAACAACCGCACUGGCCCCCGAUCAAAAAUAGGAUUAUGGAACCCGAGAACUGGCGAAGGUUUGUUGCCUCCUCCUCCUACCGACGAUGAAGGGGACGACGACGCCCCGACUCUUCCAGAUUCAUUGGGACCGCCGUCGGACCAUGAAUCACCUGACGAACCCGAACCGGACAACGAAUUUGAAGACUCGGCUGAUAUGACGGGUGUGCCAGAAGAGACCUUCGUGCCGACCUUUUCUCCUACACCUGGAUUGGAUGUGCCGACUCUCUUUCCGUUGGGAACUCUUGCUCCGGUGGGGAGUGAUGCGUGUGAUGCUGCGGUUAUGAUUGACGUCGGUGACACACUGGUUGGCACCACAGAGGGAGCCCCAGAAGCCAACCUCCUUGACUGUGGAACACUUUUUGGAGGCUACAUUGCACCCGCGUUGUUCUACUCGUUCACCGGCACCGGAGAUGGCGUGACAAUCUCCUUCAGUGCGUCUUUUGAUAUCUUUAUGCAUGUGUACUCAGGUCAAGACUGUGAUUCUUUGACUUGCGUCACUGGUGGAGGAGGUACCUUCUAUGUUGAAAGUGAUGGGCUCACACAGUCGAGCAGAGGCUCCCUUACGUUUGCAUCGGAGGAAGAUGUCACCUAUUUCGUGGUGCCCCAUCAGUACUUUGACGAUGGCGGCGAAUUUGAAUUCACGGUUUCCAGUGGUGGUGAAUUGCCUCAAAAUGGCCAAUGUCCGGAUGCCAUUGAGAUCGAGAGCGGUGAAACAGUUGAGGGAACUACAAGCUUUGGCUUGAUUUCGUCGGAGGAUCCUUGUGACGUAUUUCCGUCUGCACCAGGUCUUUGGUAUUCUAUCCAAGGGACUGGCGAAACGGUUGCGCUCGCUGUAACUGCUGACUUUGACAGCCAGAUCUCUCUUUUCUCGAGCACCAGCUCCAGCUGCAACGAUUUGGACUGUGUUGCAUCCAAUGAUGAUCUAUUUCAGGAUCUCUUUGGCGUUGACGUCUUGAUUGACUCUGGCCUCGUUGAGACACUAGAGCUGGGAGAAGCGUAUUUCAUAUUGGUUGAUGGAUGGAGUACAAGUGCAGGAAACUUCUCCUUGAUCGUGCAAACAGUUACUGAGUUCGUGCCCGACAAUGAUGACUGCACCAAUGCAGAAUCACUAGAACUUGGUGAAACUGUUUCUAGUAGUCUUUUGCUUGCCACGCGGGUUCCUGACUUGCCUUACUGUGGACCGGGGACAAAUGCAUCAGUUCCAGGAGUGUUCUACACUGUGGAAGGCACAGGAAGCCUCAUGCGUGCGUCAUCAAACCAGCUUGCCAGUGUUUACACUGGUGAUUGUGACUCUUUGGUUUGUUAUCAAGAAAGUGGAGACUUUUCCUUCGCUCCAAUCACACUGUUUGACACCGACGUGGGUGAGCAAUACUUGAUUUAUGUUUAUGGACCAAGAGGAGACUUCAACAUCACAGUGGAGGAAUUGGAGGCUCCUUCCAAUGACUUUUGUGAGGAUGCUGCUACACUUGAAAUCAAUGGGCCUCGCGUUGCAGGUGACACGGCAGCUUCCACCAGUGAGGUUGGCCUGGAAGUUUGUGGAGGCUCAGGACUUGGGUCUGUUGGAGCCCUCUGGUACAGAUUUACUGGUAAUGGAGGGAAGCUUCGCCUUGGAGUGGAUGCAAACUUUGAUUCACAGCUUCUUUUGUAUUCUGGCAGCUGUGAAGGCUUGGGUUGCUUAGAUGGCAAUGAUGAUAGUGCUGUCCUAGGAUACCAAUCAUCUUUGGACAUUGACAGCGUUGCUGGUGAAGAAUACUUUGCCCUAGUCCAUGGUUACUUUUCCUCCUCUGGUUCUUUUGAAAUUGAGUUGAUUGAGCUUGAAACAGCAGACAAUGAUGAGUGUGAAGAUGCUGUUCUAUUGGAGAUUGAUGGGGAUCCAGUUUUGGGUGAUACAUCUUUGUCUACAAGCGAGACUGGUAGUGGUCUUGAAGUUUGUGGUGGUGCAGGACUUGGGUCUGUUGGAGGUCUCUGGUAUACGUUUGUUGGAAAUGGCGAGAGACUGCUUCUUGGUGUGAACGCAAGUUUCGACUCCCAGCUUUUGUUGUACACUGGCAGCUGCGAAGAUCUAGAGUGUCUGGAUGGAAAUGAUGACACGUCACUUCCAGGCCUUCAAUCUGCACUGGAAUUUGAUAGUGUCCAGGGAGAGAUCUAUCAAGUGCUUGUGCAUGGUUAUUUCAGCAGUGCCGGUGAAUUUGAGAUUUCCCUGACAGAGAUAGUGCCUCCUGACAAUGAUGAGUGUGAAGAUGCUCUUCAAUUAGAGAUUGACGGACCCCGCAUUUCUGGAGAUACAUCCAGAUCCAUUGCAGAGGAUUCUGACCUUGAAGUUUGUGGAGGUGCUGGGCUUGGGUCUGUGGGGGGGCUUUGGUAUACAUUUGAAGGCAAUGGCGAGAGGCUCAGGCUGGGAGUGGAUGCCUCAUAUGACUCUCAGCUUGUGCUGUAUACAGGCAGUUGUGCGGAUUUGGAAUGUUUGGCUGGAAACGAUGACACAUCAAUCCCUGGCUACAAUUCAGCUCUUGAAUUUGACAGUGUCAACGGACAAGUCUAUUUUGCCCUUGUGCAUGGCUACUUCUCAGCAGCUGGAUUCUUUGAACUUGAGCUGAUCCAGCUUGUUCCUCCUGACAAUGAUGAGUGUGAAGAUGCUGUUUCAUUGGAGAUAGGUGGCCCAGCUGUUGCUGGAGAUACUUCCAGCUCUAACAGUGAGGCUGAUACUGGUCUUGAAGCAUGUGGUGAUGGCCCAGGUUUGGGUUCUGGUGGUACCUGGUACACCUUCACAGGCAAUGGUCUCAGGCUGCUUCUUGGAGUUGUGGCUAGUUUUGAUUCACAGCUAGCACUAUAUUCAGGAUCGAGUUGCAACCAGCUCGAAUGCAUUGACAACAAUGAUGACACACCUGAUCCUACCUAUCAAUCUGCUCUUUUCUUUGAUUCAAUAGAAGGAGAAACAUACUAUGCCCUUGUCCAUGGGUACUUCUCUUCUACAGGAUCCUAUGAAAUAGAUCUUACACAGCUUACUCCUGAUGUCAUUGCUGACAACAAUGAGUGCGACCAGGCCGUUCCACUUGAAGUUGGUGAAGCUGUAGAGGGGGACACAUCCCAGUCAUUGGAGGAAACAGGCAUUCCCACUUGUGGAGAUGGAAACACCCUUGGAAACAGUGGCCUCUGGUACAGCUUUGAAGGAACAGGGGAUCGGUUGCUCGUUGGAGUCAGGACUAUUACAUCCUCUUAUGAUUCCCAGAUGCUGCUGUAUUCAGGGGACUGUGACAGACUUUUCUGCUUGGACUCAAACCAGAAUUCCUUUGUUGCUGACUAUGAUUCAGCUGUGAUUCUUGAUUCCGCUGUUGGAGUAACCUACUAUGUUUUAGUCCAUGGAGUGUUUACCAGCACAGGGGUAUUUGAAAUUGAAUUGACAGAACUUGAGGCUCUUGACAAUGAUGAUUGCGAUGGUGCUGCUCUCUUGGACAUCAACGGACCUCCUGUUCCAGGCAAUACUGCAGAUUCCUUGUCAGAGUUUGGAUUGGAAGCCUGUGGUUCAGGUCCAGGAUUGGGUUUUGGUGGUCUUUGGUAUACUUUCCAAGGUGAUGGAUCAAGACUUGUGCUAGGUGUGAAUGCCAGCUUUGACAGUCAGCUACUGCUCUAUUCUGGUGGCUGUGAUGAUUUGGAGUGCCUGGACAACAAUGACGAUAAUUUUGCAUAUGAUGAGUAUCAGAGUGCCUUAGAAUUCGAUUCUGAAGAGGGCCAAGUCUACUUUGCAUUGGUCCAUGGAUAUUUUAGUGCCGCUGGUUCUUUUGAGAUAGAACUUAGCCAGAUAAUGGCCCUGGACAAUGAUGAUUGCGAGGGAGCAACUGAGCUGUUGGUCAAUGGUCCACCUGUUGCAGGAAACACUGCCAACUCUGGAAGAGAAAUGUUGGCAGAGGUUUGUGGUGGGGUGUCCAGUCUUGGUGCAGGUGGCUUGUGGUUUACAUUUGAAGGUGAUGGGUCCACUCUCUUGCUAGGAGUUGAUGCAGAUUUUGACAGUCAGCUUCUGCUCUACAAUGGCAUCAGUUGUGACUUUCUAGCAUGUUUGGAUGGUUCAGAUGAUGCCUUUUUAUACCCCGAGUACCAGUCAGCCUUGGAAAUUGAUUCAAUCUCGGGUAUUACAUACUUCGCUCUUGUUAUGGGCUACAGCUCAAACACAGGAACAUUUGAGAUUGAAUUGACAAGUGCAUCAUCUCCGCCAGUAGAUGAUGACAUAGAUGAUGACAUUGCAGCCCCUCCUACUCCGUCCCCAAGUCUUGGAGCCUUCCCAUCCAACCAAGAUUGUGGUGACAGCAUUGCACUUGAGAUUGAUGGAACCCCAGUGGCUGGUGACACCACAGGGACAGGCAUGGAAUUUGGACUGGACAUUUGUGGAGCUGUUUCCCAGCUAGGAGCUGGAUCUGCUUGGUAUACUUUUGAAGGUGAUGGGUCUACUCUGUUGCUAGGAGUUGAUGCCGAGUUUGAUUCACAGCUUCUGCUGUAUACAGGCAGCUGUCUGCGGCUUCAAUGUGUUGAUGGUAAUGACGACAACUUCCUAUAUUCACAGUUCCAGUCAGCUCUGGAAUUUGAAAGUGUCAACGGAGAGACCUACUGGGCGCUUGUGGUUGGAUAUUCAAGCACAAGUGAAGGAGAGUUUGAAAUAGCAUUGGCUACAGUUUCCACAGUAGAUGAUGACAUUCCAGCAGUCACACCAGCUCCAGUGGGAGGAUGUGAUGAAGCUCAAUUGAUUGAAAUUGGUGAUGCACCAAUUGCGGGCGACACUACAGGAACUCCCAUGGAAUCUGGUCUUGAUACAUGUGGUGGUGUAGCCAGCCUAGGAGCGGGAUCAGCUUGGUACACUUUUGUGGGAGACGGGACCACGCUACUUGUAGGCGUGGAUGCACGCUUUGACUCGCAGUUACUAGUAUACUCUGGCAGCUGUCAGAGGUUGAUUUGCGAAGAUGGAAAUGAUGAUAAUUUCUCCUAUGCAGAGUUCCAAUCCGCCUUGGAACUAGAGUCCCAAUUGGGUGAACAGUAUUGGAUCCUUAUUCAUGGCUUUUCUUCUACCAGCGAAGGAGAAUUUGAGUUGGCUGUUUCACAGCUGAGUGUGCCUGAUGAUGACAUCCCACCACCACCCGCUCCCACUCAAGCAAUAGAUGACGACAUCACGCCAACACCAGUUCCAACUCUACCAGCUCUUGAUGAUGACCUUCUAGUCACAGCAGCUCCAACGCAAGGAGCCGACGAUGACUUUGUAGCCACAGCAGCUCCAGGAGGCGAUGGAUGUGAAGGAGCUAUCAUGGUGGAACUGGAUGGCACACCCACUCCUGGUGAUACAACAGGAACUGACAUGGAAGAUGGACUGGAAACGUGCGGAGGUGUAAGCAGACUGGGGGCUGGAUCCACUUGGUUCACAUUUGAGGGUGAUGGUUCUACUGUGUUGCUUGGCGUUGACGCUGAUUGGGACUCUCAGCUUUUGGUGUACUCUGGCAGCUGUGAUGAUCUGCUGUGUGUGGACGGGAAUGAUGAUAACUUCGCCUAUGAUUUCCAGUCAGCCCUCGAGCUGGAAACCACUCCUGGAACCACGUAUUUUUCGUUGGUCCAUGGCUUCUCAUCCUCGAGCUCCGGACCAUUCGAGUUUGUUGUAUCCCAGCUUGCACCACCUCCUGGCAACUUUACAAACUCCUCGGUACCAUCCGACAGUUGUGAUGCUGCACCAGAGAUUUCCAUUGACGGUCCAGCAGUAUCUGGUGACACAAGCGGCAUCCCGGUUGAUGAAGAACUGGAAAUCUGUGGUUCCGUUUCCAGCCUUGGCACUGAUGGCGGCGUUUGGGGAGGCACUUUUGUCGGCGAUGGUUCAACUCUGCUCAUUGGUGUGUCUGCUAGUUGGGACUCCCAGCUCUUGGUCUACUCUGGGAGCUGUGAUGAUUUGAUGUGCGAGGCAAGCAAUGAUGACAACUUCGCUUUCAGUCAAUACCAGAGCGCCAUCAACGAGUUUGAGACAGAACCGGGGGUGGAGUACUAUGUUUAUGUCACUGGCUUUCGAAGUGCAACUGGGGAAUUUGAACUGGAAGUUUCGCAGCUAUCCCCUCCGACAGGCGGAGCCACCACAGCCCCCACAAGUGAUGAUCCCAGCGAAAGCGCUUGCGAGCUUGCGACGCCACUGACUUUCGGUAACACUACUACGGGAACAACUGUGGGAGUUCCGUUUACUCGUACUGGCGUCUACUGCGACGGUUUUGGUCCCAGCCUUUACAACGCAUCCACUGUCGUUUACAGCAUUACUGGCAACGGCGGAGGAGUGGUGGUUGCUAUCAAUUCAACAAUCGAUUUCGUUGCGAGCAUUGUCUCCGGCCCGGACUGUGACAAUCGUACCUGCGUCACUGGGGGCCUACCCAACGUCGAAUUUGAUGAUGUUACGGGCGACUUUGAAUCCGCCAGCGGCACAUAUCAAUUUCAAGCCGACUUAGGAGAAAACUAUUUCAUCUCGAUCGGAGGAUUCCCAGGCGACGCUGGUGAAUUCGAGAUUACAGUGCAGGAUGGUUUCGACGUUCCAGCCAAUGCCCAGUGCGAAGAUGCCAUUGCUGUUGAAAGUAUGGAAAGUGUAAAUGGCACUACAGUGUUCGGAAGCUUCCUUCAAGACGACCCAUGUAUCAUGUUUCGGUCGAGCCCCGGAGUGUGGUACACGAUUGAAGGGAGGAAUAAGACAUUGCUCUUCGGUCUGACAGCUGACUUCGACACCCGCAUUUCUCUGUUUGCCGGUGAUGAUUGUGGCGCGUUGACGUGCAUGGCUUUCAAUGAUGAUCUCAACGAGGACCUGGGCUUGGGUUUCAUUGUCGAGUCUGGAGUGGUGGAGACCCUGCAGGAUGGAGUCACCUAUCAUAUUCUUGUCGACGGAUGGUCAGAUAGAAGAGGAAACUUCAACCUGUUUGUCGAACCCAUUGACCUCGUAGAUAACGACGUCUGCACGGGAGCACAAGCCAUCGAGAUUGCUACGGUGGUAUCAGGAAACAGCAUUGCUGCAUCAAGAGAUGAAGGUCUGCCAUUCUGCGGAAGCGGAUCGAAUGAGUCUGAUAUCGGAGUCUUCUACACGCUCGAGGGCACGGGAUCUCUGAUGCAGGUUUCCUUCGCAGACUCCGUUGCUCAUCCAGUUAGUGUGUACUCUGGGGACUGUGAUGACCUGGCAUGCGUUGCGUCCAGUGAUCGCAGCUUUGGCUCUUCCGCCGCUCUGUUCCAAUCUGAACUGGGUGAGUCGUACCUUCUCUAUGUUCACGGCGACAGCGGUUUUUCCUUCAACUUGACUGUGGAAGAAACCGAACGGCCCGCAAAUGACGCCUGCGAGAAUGCAACCAUUCUAUUCAUCGAUGGAGCUCCCAUCGCUGGUGACACUUCUACCUCGAUUGCAGAGGACGGCUUGGAACUCUGCGGAGAAAGCUUUAGCAUUGGUCAACUUGGUGGUGUUUGGUACAGCUUUGUCGGGAACGGAGCAAGCCUUCUUCUGGGUGCGAACGCAUCCUUCGAUGUUCAGUUGUUGCUGUAUACUGGAAGUUGUGAUGACUUGACGUGCCUGGACGGAAACGAUGACGAUUUCAGAUACAGCGCUCUUGGUUACAAUUCUGUGUUGGAAAUAGAAUCCAUACUGGGAGAAACGUAUCUCGUGCUUGUUCACGGCUUCGGCUUCAGCGCUGGUGCAUUUGAAAUCCAGUUGAGGGAAAUUGUUCCACCUGAAAACGACUGCCGCAAUGCAAUCACCUUGGAAGUGGGCGACGUCGUGGAAGGAACCACUCUUUUUGUGGAUGAAGAAGAGCAAGUUCCCGACUAUGACUGUGGGUUGUCGUAUUCUCGAAACACGACAACGCCGGGAGUCUGGUAUUCCGUGGUAGGCAACGGCGGCAGCAUGUCUGCCGAGUUGAUAGCACCCUUUUUCGCAAGCCAAAUCACAGUGUUUCAGGGAGACGACUGCGAUACCCUGGCAUGCGUUGAUGGCGACACUCGCUUUGGCGGUGGCAUGGUUCUUUGGGAUAGCAUCGAGGGUCAGAACUACUACGUGUAUGUUUUCGGAGACACUGGAGGUGAAUUCGGUGACUUUGAGCUGUCCGUCAAUGAUGCGACCCGGCCACCCAACGAUGACUGCGACGAAGCUAUUGGACUUGAUAUUGGCGACAUGGUGACUGGGUCUACCAAGUACUCCGAGUUUAGCGACUUUGAAGACUGUGGAGUUGGUUUCAACUUUACGGAACGCCAGUUGUGGUACACGGUUUCGGGUUCCUCGCUUCCCACCGGUAUGAUUGAGAAGUACUCCAAGCAGGGAGGAUCCUUCAGUUUCUUUGCCAACAUGACCAUGUUCAGCACUGAUCAUGCCGUCUUUGUCUAUGCGGGUGAGAGCUGUGACAUUCUCACGUGUGUGGGCAACUCCAGUUCUUUUACGACCUUUGGUUCGAACGACCCCGGAGCGUAUGUUGAAUGGCCGGCAGACCCUACCAAGGAAUACUUCUUGGCCGUGAUCGAUCUGAACAGCUUUUCCAUUGCUGGCCUGGACUUUGCACUUGAACUGGGCGCCUUUGGUGUUCUGUAGUGUCCGUCCGUGGCACCGAUCCGCCUCCACAGUCUCAUCCUGCCUCUUGGACAUUCUGCCUUAUUCCCUUCUUCCAUCCAGACAGAUGGCUUCCUAUUUUGUUGCAUACUCUUUCCCAACGACCAAAUCCGAGCGAUGCACAAGACUGUUCCUAUCCAGUCCGCCCCCUCCGCUAUGACAGCUAUAUUUCCAACCCUCGCUCUGUCUUCCAUGUCAACCUUCCCACGAUCCCACUCACUUUUAGAAACAAGAAGCAAAACGAAAGACUGAGCUUCUUCGGCCAGCAAUGCUCACGGCAAGGAAAGAAUGUCUGAGCUUCAUUCGUUGCCUUCCGUAGAAAAUGCAUAAUUCGUGUAUGUAACACAACAUACUGUAAAUGAACCAAAAUCUGCCUGUGUGCAAUGUUUCUUCUUCUCUAGAAAACCAUCGGGACGACGCUGAUCUUGGGCGCUUGCUUCAGAUGUAUCUUGGCCGUGAGGAGUCUCGUGCGUGAACUCCUCAGGAUCUUUGAUCAAGAAAGAUGCCAUAGAGAACUCGAAGAGUACCGUAUCACCGAAACAACUCUAACUAGCUAGCUAGCAGGGUAGUUCACAUGGCUAGCUAGCUAGCUAGUAGAUGGACGGAUAAGAUUGAAUUCGUUCAUGGAGGGACGGAGAUCGCCGUCGUGCUCUCAUCGCGACGAGGGCGAUUGUAAAAUAAACAUAUUGUUUUCGAUUUGUGA
Seminavis robusta is the source of this 9604-nucleotide messenger RNA. Lineage: Eukaryota; Bacillariophyta; Bacillariophyceae; Naviculales; Naviculaceae. The record is from the annotation of a GenBank genome assembly.